Vespa mandarinia (Asian giant hornet) is the source of this 5110-nucleotide messenger RNA. It is a transcript of the gene AP-1gamma, whose product is annotated as adaptor protein complex 1, gamma subunit. NCBI's taxonomy places the organism in Eukaryota, Metazoa, Arthropoda, Insecta, Hymenoptera, Vespidae. Gene Ontology annotation, cellular component: Golgi apparatus; AP-1 adaptor complex; membrane coat. The record is from RefSeq and is a predicted model, not a curated record. Gene Ontology annotation, biological process: intracellular protein transport; vesicle-mediated transport.
UUUUUGACAGUUUCAGAAAGGGGAGGACAAGAAAGAGUGUAUACGUGUGCGUGUGCAUGAGAGAGAGAGAAAGAGAGAGAAUGAGAAAGAAAUAGAGAAUGAGAGAGAAAUAGAGAAUGAGAGAAAGAGAGAGAGAGAGAGAGAGAUGCAUGGAUGGAUAGAUAUAAAGAGAAAGAGAGAGAGAGAGAGAGAGAGAGAGAGAGAGAGAGAGAGAGAGAGAGAGAGAGAGUAAGAAUGCAACUUAACCCUUUGCCAUCGCUGCAGACCUUAAUAAAUGAGAGGACUAUUUUUUUUAUGUAACCGGUUUAUAAGUACACGUUUUUCAAUAUGCUGCCAACCUUUGCAUCGAGCACGCUUUCGUGGUCAAUAGACACGUGAAAUUGCGAUCGAAUAACGUUCAAGGACUCCGAUAGUCGAUUCCAAGUAACGCGUUUCCUCUUUAGAUCGUUUUUCGUGUCGUUUGCCUCCGUGAAACCGGUUAUCUUAUGUUUACGAUACACUUGUCAUUUUAAUUAUAUGUAAUAGUGGAUUUUCAAAUCGAUUUUUUCUUAUCUUUUUCCGUCUGUGUUUUGCGAUAUGACAGUGUUGAGGAGAGCAACGUACGUGUACCCUAAUCAUCACCAAUUCAUUUUUACUAGUGACGUCUUUCGAUUAAAUUUCAAAACCAGCCUGUGAAACCAUGAAUGCCUCAGAACAUGGGUUUAACCCAGCCUUUAACAUGGCUUCCAUAAAACAAGCUUUCAAUGAGGCAGUAGAGAGAGUUUCAACAGUUAGAAUGCCGGCACCAACAAGAUUGAGAGACCUAAUCAGACAAAUAAGAGCAGCUCGAACGGCAGCGGAAGAAAGGACAGUAGUAAACAAGGAAUGUGCUUAUAUUCGUUCAACAUUUAGAGAAGAGGAUAGUGUUUGGAGAUGUCGUAACAUCGCAAAACUUUUAUACAUUCACAUGCUUGGAUAUCCAGCACAUUUUGGACAAUUAGAAUGUUUGAAACUUAUUGCAUCACCCAGGUUCACAGAUAAACGUAUAGGCUAUUUGGGAGCAAUGUUACUACUAGAUGAACGACAAGAUGUUCAUUUAUUAAUAACAAAUUGUUUAAAAACUGAUUUAAAUAGUUCUACACAGUUCGUAAUUGGUUUGGCCCUUUGUACAUUGGGUGCUAUUGCAUCGCCAGAAAUGGCAAGGGACCUUGCUUCUGAAGUUGAAAGACUGAUGAAAUCACCGAAUGCAUAUAUUAGAAAAAAAGCUGCAUUAUGUGCUUUUAGAAUUAUUAGACGGGUACCAGAAUUAAUGGAAAUGUUCUUACCUGCUACACGAAGUUUAAUUACAGAAAAAAAUCAUGGAGUGUUAAUAACUGGCGUUACUCUUAUUACUGAAAUGUGUGAAAAUAGUAUUGAUACAUUGAACCAUUUCAAGAAGAUUGUGCCAAAUCUAGUGAGAAUUCUGAAAAAUUUAAUACUAGCUGGAUAUUCUCCUGAGCAUGAUGUAUCCGGAGUAUCUGAUCCAUUUUUGCAAGUGAAAAUUUUACGUCUUCUUAGAAUUUUGGGACGUAACGAUGUGGACGCAUCCGAGGCAAUGAAUGAUAUUCUUGCACAAGUUGCUACAAAUACAGAAACCAGUAAAAAUGUUGGCAAUACAAUAUUAUAUGAAACUGUUCUCUCAAUAAUGGACAUUAAAUCUGAAAGUGGACUUAGAGUAUUAGCGGUUAAUAUCCUAGGCCGAUUUUUAUUAAACAAUGAUAAAAAUAUUCGUUAUGUUGCAUUAAAUACAUUAUUGAAAACAGUUUAUGUGGAUACAAGUGCAGUUCAGAGGCAUCGUUCAACAAUAUUGGAAUGUUUAAAAGAUCCAGAUGUAUCAAUAAGAAGGAGAGCAAUGGAACUGAGUUUUGCGCUUGUUAAUUCAAGUAAUAUUAGAAAUAUGAUGAAAGAAUUAUUGCUCUUUCUAGAACGUGCAGAUCCUGAAUUCAAAGCCCAAUGUAGUAGCAAUAUAGUAAUGUCUGCGGAAAGAUUUGCACCUAAUAAACGUUGGCAUUUGGAAACAUUAUUUAAAGUCCUUGUUGCUGCUGGCAAUUAUGUACGAGAUGAUGUAGUAGCUUGUACAAUUCAAUUAAUCUCAGAGACGCAAUCACAACAAGGUUAUGCUGUUAGUGCAUUAUGGCGUGCAUUAGAAAAGGAUACAUCAGAUAAACAACCUUUGGCUCAAGUAGCAACGUGGUGUAUUGGAGAAUAUGGUGAUCUUUUACUUUAUGGUCCACCAUUGGAGGAUGCAGAUGCACCAAUAAACUUAACAGAAGAUGAAAUUAUUGAUGUUUAUCAAAGAUUAUUAUGGAGUCCACAAAACACAGUUGUUACAAAACAAUAUACUUUGUUAUCCCUUACAAAAUUAAGUACAAGAUUUCAAAAAGGAAAUGAAAAAAUUCGGCAGAUUAUAGAUACGUUUGGUAGUAAUUUACAUAUUGAGCUGCAACAAAGAGGCAUUGAAUUUUCACAGUUGUUUAGAAAAUAUGAUCAUUUACGACCUGCAUUGCUUGAGAGAAUGCCUCCAAUGGAGACAGCAAGGCCACAAGCAAAUGGUAUUAUUGGUAUGGUGAAUGGCGAGCCAGAGCAAGAAGAUGAAAAAUCAGUAGUAUUGGAAACAUCUGUUACCCCAUCUGAUUCAAGUGCACUUUUGGAUUUGCUCGGAAGUACCGACGUUGGGAUGACAAUGCCAAUAGUUACAACUAAAAAUCCACCUCCUCCUGCAACAAGUAUAAAUAACAACGAUCUUUUAGAUUUACUUGGUAGUUUGGAUAUGAAUACAGGGGCACCACCUUUAGUAUUACCCCAACAAUCACAAUUAACAACACAGAUAUUUAAUCCUACGAAUACGACAAACUUUUUGGUAGAUGGCCUACUUAAUUCUUCAGCGCAAAUUGAAACUCCAAGUAUGAUUGUUUUGGAUAAAUCUGGACUUAAAAUAACUUUUAAAAUGGAAAGACCGCCAGAUAUUACAGACUUAUUAAUUAUAAAUAUGACAGCACAUAAUUCUACGAAUAGUGCAUUAAGUGAAUUUUUAUUUCAAGCCGCAGUUCCUAGGACAUUCCAACUACAGAUGCUGCCACCAUCAAGUACAGUUAUUCCUCCAUCAGGCGAAGUUACUCAAGUAAUAAGAGUUACAAAUAUCAAUAACGUACCAUUAAGAAUGAGACUACGAAUUUCUUAUACUGGAUCAGCAGGGCCAAUUUUAGAACAAACAGAAGUAAAUAAUUUUCCCUCAUUGGUAUCACAGUGACAUCUUACAAUACAAAAAACAAUUGUACAUAUGCCUGCCUAAUAAUUAAUUAAGUCUGAUAUAGACCAUACACAACCUCUUUAUUUUUGAGGUAAAGUGAACAUAUGCGUUGACAAAAAUGUACCAAACAUUUCUUUUUAUCCAUUGAAUGAUUAAUGAACAUCAAGCACGUGUAGUGCGAAUAGAGUUUAUUUUAUGGCAUGUGCAUAUCGAUAUUAAUUUUUCUUAUUGGAAAAGGACAUCCCACCUGCUCACAGGCACAACCCUGUGUUCAAUACUAAGCAAUAUCAUAAUUAUUUCACUUAUGUACAGAUUACUUAUGUAUAUUACACAUUAUUAGAUAUUGUUCGAAAUUGUAUGUAAUAUUCUUAAGUUUUCUCUUCUUAAGUAUUUUAAAGUAUAUCAUUGGUAGAAGAGCUGUUAUAAGUCGAGAUAGUUAUUGAAUAUUUUUUUGGUUAUAUCAUUGAUAUGCAUGCAUCAUACACUUGUAGAUAAUCAACCUAAAAAAAAAAAAACACAAAAAAAAAAAAUAUAAAAAAGACAUUAAAAUGAUGCUUGCUUGAGCAGGUGAUACAAUAUUAAUUUCGACAGUUUACAGAGGAACGUCGAGCGUAAUCGGUAAUAAAUGAAUAAAGCGGAAAAUAUGAAAAAUAAUGUAAAAUAUCAUUCGUAUUAUGGUGCAUGUCUAUAAAAAAAAAAAAAAAAAAAAAUAUAUCAUUGUAAAUAUUUUCUCUACCAGGACAUAAUAAGGUAGGAAAAUAAUAUUGGAUACAACACUACUCUGUUAAUUUGUUAAAUUUAUGAUAUUAUUAUGUCUCUUCAUUUAGUUUGCAUAUCUUAAAGUAUUUGGUAAAAAUAAUAGAAUCUCUCCGAUCUAUCUCUUAAUAGUAUGAAUGAAUUAUGAUUCUCUUAAAAGUGUUGUUGUCCUGUUACUAUAAUGAACAAUUAACCCUUGCUGUAAUAAUUGAUCUUUUCUACUAUAUUUGUAACAAAUGAAAAAACUCGAUUGCCUUGUAAAUAAUAGAUAGGUGCAGUCAUAUAGAAGUGAUGAGAUUCUUAUACAGAUGAAAUACAAAAUGGAAUUCUUACAAAAUAUGAAUAUAAUACAAUUAUUAGGAUUAUAUUAUAGUAUUCACUUUUUUGAUGUUUUAUUUAAAAAAAUUUUUGUUGCGAUUAUACACACGUGGUUGAAUAUAUGCGUUACAAUAUCCCUCAUUUGCUAAUAAUGUCAGGGAUGCAGUGUUUAUACAAAUUCGAGUGUAUUUAGAAUAUAUAGUAACAUUGGAGGGCUGAAUUCUGGUUGUUAUAUAACAUUGGUUUGAUUGCAAACAUUUAAUUGCUCUAUAUGGGGGACAUAAGUUAUUAAAAUCACACAAUCAUAAUUUAUUGAAACUAAAGAAGAAAAAAAAAUCGUUGUUUUUAACAAUUAAAAUAAAGUUAUAUACAAAAUUUGAUUUAUAAUUGUAAAAACUAUAUUUAACACUUACAAAGUGAUUAAAAUCAAUGGAAUAUGAGGAAUUGAUGACAGUAUAUAAGAAGUUUUAUAUGUUGCAAAUAUGUAAUUAUUUAACACGUGUAAAAAUGUAGUUUAACCGGAAUUAAUCAUGCUCUCGUAUGAUAGACAAAUUAGUUUGCACUAUUGAAAUUUUUAAAUAAUUCAUUUUGGGUCUGCCUUUUAAAAUUAUAAUAUAAUUUAAGAAUUCAUCUGUCAACAAUUCACAAUAUGAGAUAACAACUAAAAAAUGAUAAAAAUUUGUUUAUACAUUUGCACAAAACACAUUACAUUCCUUAUCUAAUUUAUUCAAAUUGUAAAGUUUAGCACUUUGUAAUUUAAAAAAAAAA